AUGCAAUCAUUGUCAAACCAAGUCCAGUCUCUACACCUUUCAGAUGACCCGCCCACUCAGCGCACCCCGACCGGGCUUUGCGAUUUGCCCCCCGAGUUAAUAGGCGAGAUAGUGAGCUACUUUUUGGAAGACGACCUUGCCCUCCGCUAUCUCAAAAAGAUACGGCGGGUCUGCAAAUACCUGAACGCAAGCACCUACUACCACUUCGGCCAAGUCGGGUUCCCGACCCUGAGCACAGAUCUUUCAUCGAAAUCGCUACGCAAGUUUGAGCAGAUCAGCAAGCACCCGUAUCUAGCGCCUCAUGUGCGCCAUCUCAGGGUUACAACAUGUGACUAUCUCUACUACGGCGAUGAGCUUGAAUGGCGCCGCAAUAAAUCGGGAUGGAUCGUCAGCAGCGCCUCAGUACAGCGCUGGCAGGUCGUCAUCAAGCGCUUCGUAAACUGUCGAGCGUUUCGCGUUGACCAGCGGUCGGCGUACUGGGCCGACUACAGCAUACGGCGUGCCGCGCCCGCGCCCGCGGGCGGGUGGUCGUUGGGGUGGAAGUUCCCGAUUGGCGAUGCACGGCAACAGGGACGGCUGGAGCUCCCGGAUGCCUACAUGGUCCUGAUGAGGAUCAUUGCCGGCGCUGAGAUGCCGGUCGAAGAGCUCGACGUUGAUUUCAUGGUGGAGCCCGUCCCACGCGCUCUCGACGCCACGCAUGUGGAGGACCCGGCGUUCCGUGCGGCGUGGGCCCCCCUGCGCAAGCUUCGCUAUGUAUGUGAAACCGACAAGGCCCCAGACGCUGAGUAUCCCUUGAGCCUGCUCAGAAUCGCGCCUGACCUCCAGGAUUUGACGCUGGGCUUCUCAUCCUGGGGUGGGAAUCCGGAUCUGGCAACCCCUCUGAUCCGGGGCCUAGCCAGUGACGAGUCACUGCCGCCUUUCCAGCUGAAGCGCCUAGACAUAACAAGGGGACAUUUAGGAUCGGGGGAGUCUUUGGCGUGCUUGAUAAAGCGGCAUCGGCGGACUCUCCAGUCCCUCAGGAUGUACUCAGUCGACGUGGAGAAAGGAGGGCUGAGGUAUCUCAUGGAGACCUUCCGAGACCGUAACUUCCAUGAGCUGCAGGAAUUCAACCUCCAUGAUCUAGGAGAAUGCGCAGCGGGCGAUCCAUACGCACGGGAUCGACGGUAUCUUCGCCUCCCGAGGGCUCGUGAGGGGACUGACAUCAAGAUUGGGAAGCCUUGGAAGGGUCUCCUCUUCUCACACUCCAAACUCCACAAUCAGAUCCAGGGUUCUGGACCUAGGGUAGAUCGCCUGCUGAAAAUGGUCUGUGACUAUUGGGAGAUCUUGAAAUAA
Messenger RNA from Aspergillus mulundensis, 1332 nucleotides. RefSeq lists its product as uncharacterized. The transcript has a single exon. The coding region runs from base 1 to 1332 and encodes 443 amino acids. The record is from RefSeq and is a predicted model, not a curated record. Lineage: Eukaryota; Fungi; Ascomycota; Eurotiomycetes; Eurotiales; Aspergillaceae.